AGUAUCAGAAUACUUCCAAAGCGAAUAUUUAUGCUCUUGGUGAUGUAUGUGGAAAGGCGUUGCUCACUCCAGGUUUGACAAAGGAUGUCCUUAUUCUUUAGGAAUUCUGGUUGCUAACACUUGCACAUUAAUAAAUACACCCUUAUUUUUAUAUUGUAGUUUUUAUAUUGAUACACAAUAUUUACAGCCAUUAUUUAACAAUUAUUCGCCGAAGGCGAGGUGAUUAUCGGUGAAUAAAAACCGAGACGAAGUCGAGGUUUUUAUUCACGAUAAUCACCGAGCCUGAGGUGAAUAACUGUUUUAGUAUAAUUUCAUAGGUGAUUAUAUGGAAAAAAUAAAAAAAUACACAUUUCUUCGUCAUUUAAUUGACAAAAAGGCUUCGGCCGCCAUUUUGAAAAUCGCUUAGGUGAUUAUCGCGUAAUAAUCACCUCAACGGCAACCAAUCAGCGUGGAGAAUUUUCAAUAAUCACCUAUGUAAUUAUACUAAAGGCAUUUAAAUGGAGGUAUUGCACUCAGAGAUGUAGCGAAGAUGUAGUCAAAUUACCUGAUUUUUUAAAUUACGUUUUACGUUACCUAAAAGCAGUCUUUGAAAUUUUUUUUCAUGAGCACAUUCAAGUAGCAGGUGUUCUGUCGAAGGAAUAUUAUAUUUAGCAUAAUUGAUACGGGGAUGAAUCUACUAGGGGGAAAUUUGAGAAAAUUUUGAGACCCUCAGAAAGCUUGGAAAUGCAAUUUUGCAUUCUUCGCUUGCGCACUCACUUUUAACUUGCAUGUUUUCCAGUCAAUGGUCUUAACAGUGACCUGAGAAUAGACAAUUUGGGCUGACGUUGUUUACAUUGCUCCCCAAUUCACAACUGUAGAUAACUCACAUACCUAGUUAACCAUUGUUCUAGUUGACAGAAGCAUAAAAUAGGACAGAGGUAACUAAGCAUUAGAAUUAUGUAUAAGAGUUAUUCACUCAUGUAGAUAAUUCUAGAGCUUAGUUAUAGUUAUGCUUCUGUAAACUAGAACAAUGGUUAACUAAGCAUGCGAGUCAUGAUCUAAAGUUGUGAAUUGGGUAUAAACAAACGUUAGCCGAAUUAACCUUUCUCACGGCCGAUUUUUCACGCCAUUUUUGGAGUACUGCCUCUCCCACGUUCGCCGUGCCGUAGCCAGCUCGAUAAUUUGAGAAUAUUCAUAUAUUCGUGUUCUGCGUUAUUAAUUUCUUUUUGAAAUUUCUUUUUGUUUAUGUGGUCCGUGAACACGAAUAUAUGAAUAUUUGCCCCCCCCCCCCAAUUAUCGACCUGGCUACGGCACUGCACGUUCGAGAGUCUUCGUUCGAGACUUUUUAGUAUUGUAUAGUUGUGUGCAUAAUCGGGUAAAUUUAUAGUGUUACAACUUUUAAAAGUCGCUUUCGCGUUGUUUGAACUGUCUACAAUCUUUCACGAGGGCAGACAGUACCCCCAAAAUGGCGGAUGUUGGCCUUCUUGAGAAAGGCUAAUAUAUGAUACAAGCUAUGAUGCGGAAUGCUGCCAAAAUUAGUCAUACCAAUUUUCCGGUGACGUUCGUGUUGACAAAAACGUGGCUUGCUUAAGCUCACUAAUGGUGACUUUUGACAUAGAGGGAAAUAUACAUGAUUUACUUAUUUGGGGGUUAACAGAUGUCCUCAUGUAAUUUUGAUCUUUUUUUAUUUCUAUUUGCAGUUGCUAUUGCUGCUGGUCGUAGAUUAUCAAACCGUCUGUUCCAUGGUGAAGUCGACGCAAAGUUGGACUACGAUAAUAUACCAACGGUGGUAUUUGCUCAUCCUCCCAUUGGAACAAUUGGCCUGACGCAAGGUACGUGCGAUCACCAGUCUGGCACUCUAAAACCACUCUGGGUACAAUUUUCCUGCUUAACCUAGAAAUAACCUCUAUCUCGGCCAACUUAAUAUUCCUGGUUAAAUUCCUGGUUAUUUUAACCAUUUUCCCACUAUAAUUUGGUUAAUUUGACCUUGACUCCUGGAUAAUAGACUGUGCUAAGCGGAUAAUAACCAGGGACUGUGGUUAUAUCACCUAGCAUAGUCUGGUUGUUUUAGCAAGAAUGUCCUUGGUUAAAUAUAACCAGAUUCCUGGUUAUAUAACUUAUAUUACCCAGACUGUGGUAGGAAGUGAGAUAAAUAACCAGAAAAAAAUGAAACAAGAAUAUUAAGUUAACUUUAAGUUAACCCAAAUAGUAUGCAUGAUCUCUAGGUUAACCAGGAAACUAUGAGAGUAUUUUGCAAUAUUUAGAGUAUGUGCCUUUCAAGCCUUUCACCACCUCUGCAGUCGGGCCGGUUAUUUUCCUGCAAUCAAAAAUGUAGACAUUUUUAAUAACGACGUCAAACAUGGGUAACCUCGCAAUGUGAUAUUACACUGGACAAUGUAAUGCAAAUGAUAAUACAUGCAUGAAAUUUAAUUGGCUCGGGAACGGUUUGCAUUGCGAAUUGGAAUCAAUUAGCCUAGCCUUUCACUACCUCUCCCAAGUCAGAGAUUAUAUACGCACCGUGAAGUUUUAAUCCAAGUUUGACGCCAUUUUUAAGGAAGGUUUAUACUUCCAGUUUGGCUUUUAGUUAGCAAACACUCAGGUUUUCUCGUCUCAGAACUCUGGUUUCAGCUCCAUUCGUACGGAUUGAGAGAUUCGUAACGUGAUGCUUUAGGGCUUUAGUUUACAUAGGACGACACCAUUUGUCCAAUGGUCCGAAUCUGUUACGACGAACUAUAUCCUAACCCAUACCCCAUGGCCCAUGCUGAUUCACGAAAUCCACGAAUCGUAUACCAGUGGAGUAUAUUCGACAGUGUCGGACAACCCUUGUUUAACGACUUCGAUGGGAAGACUUCGUGACUGUCACACUGCCGUCCGCCUUUUCCUGCAUUAAAUGGUACAUUCCCACGUUCUACCAUGUACGAACUUGGAUCAAACGUCAGAACGCAGAUUGUGGUUUACAAAGGCCCACUAACCGAUUUUUCAAACACAAAAAACUGAAUUAUAAAGAACUACAAAACUUGCUUAAACAAAAAAUGAAAGACAUACUGUUUUCCCCCAUUGAUUUUCACCGUCAAAAAGUAGUAAUUUAGAUAUAUUGUACGAAUCUUUGACGGUUUUACCAAUCAAAGACAUAGAAAAUGGAAAGUAUAUUUUGUCAUCAUAUCUGGUGACUAUAUAAUUACAUGAUGGCAUGUUGAAUAUCGUUAUCUUACAGAGGAGGCUAUCAGCAAACAUGGCAUUGAGAAUAUCAAGGUGUACCUGUCCUCCUGGACUGGAAUGUUCCAUGCUAUAACCGAACAUAAAACUAAUCUCACAGUGAAGUUGAUUUGUCUUGGCAAGGAAGAAAAGGUUGGUUCAAUUACCGUUCAUUGUUAUAUGUAAAGAUGCAUGGGGGAGGGGGAAGGGUGGUACUGAAAGUCGUAAACAUAUUUCCUUGCAGUUUAGAGGCGAAUGGAGAAGGACGCUGCUUUUCAAACAUAACUAAGUCGAAGGCUUAUUAGUGGCGCCUCUAUAGUUGCCAUAAAUCACAAAAAAAUGAAAAGGAAAAGCACCUAAAAAUGAAAAAAUCAAAUAUGAUUUUAUGAUCUCGUACACUUUGGAGUGAUUUUCCCUUGGAAAAUGCAACUAGUUGUGUUGCCAUCUAACCGUUUAUUGUUCCGACUUUAAAAAUUUUUGUGAGACAACUGACAACGGCAAAAUUACAGUUUUGUAUUCGAGCCAAAGCAUAUAUAUACGAAAGUUUCAUUCUCUUGUUGAUGAUCACCAAACUCGCAUUAUUUGAAUUUAUGCCAAGGGUCUAUUGGUUUUGUUUGGCUUUUGUGUAGGUGAUUGGUUUGCAUAUCGUUGGAAAUGGUGCAGAUGAGAUGUUACAAGGAUUUUCUGUCGCUGUGAAAAUGGGAGCGACAAAGAAAGACUUUGACAACACUGUUGCCAUUCACCCAACCACAUCUGAAGAAAUUGUCACUCUUACCAGUGCUGAUCUCCUCAAAUUAGAAUGACUUUCACUAAUUUUUCAAUUUCUUUGUUAAACUCGCACGCAUAUAAUGAUUUUGUAAUUUACAUUGAUGUAGUUAUAUUUUUGCCUAUUUGAGAAGUAGUGCUAUCUUCUGUAAUCGAAAUUAAGAUAUUAAUUUUAAAUCACUGCAUCAUGUAUUAUACAAUAUAACUUAUAAUGUCAAGUAAAUUAGCCUUUCUUACAUUGGCGAAUAUCCGCCAUUUUUGACUCACGCAACAUAUAUGAGUUUGUGUGGUUACUUGAGUGUAAGGCAGUUAAACAAUGGGAAAUGACCAGCCUGCUUUGCGCGUACUGUUUGCCUGCGAAUCGGGCCUUUCACACCCGUAAAUCAAGCUGGAGCACGCUUUCGUUCUUUUGAUUUUGCAAAAGAAGCAUGACAAAUGGCAAAAUUUGCACGGUGCUCGUUGGCAAAAACAAUUGCAAACUGCUCUAAUUCUUUCAGUCACUUUCAUUUGAUCUUAUCCGUGAGUCAGCCCCAACGGCCUUUGGCUUUGAUUGGGAAAUGUUUUUCCUUAUCAAGGAAUCUAGACAACCAACCAUUAUAACACACAACUACAGUGAUAAAAAGUCAUUUUGCGAUGCUUACCCUCUAAAACGUGGGAGAGGUAGUACCAACAUGCACCAUGCACCCUUGGUUAAGAGUAUGGUAUAAUGGCAGUAAAAGGGAUGAACGAGAGGUUUGAAGGUUUCAAGAUAGUUCAAAGUUUAGGGUUAAUUAAUGUUAAGGUCAGGGUUUGGGUUAGGUUUAGGGUAUUACUAAAGUUUAGAGUAAAGUUUGGAAUUGGUAUAAGUGUAUGGUUUGUGAUUUUUCGCGUUUUGACGAUUCUUAAAAUGAUAUGUCUACCAAUUUGAAAACUUGCCUUUUCCUUCCC
This is a messenger RNA of Paramuricea clavata, 4866 nucleotides long. The record is from the annotation of a GenBank genome assembly. NCBI's taxonomy places the organism in Eukaryota, Metazoa, Cnidaria, Anthozoa, Malacalcyonacea, Plexauridae.